Sphaerodactylus townsendi is the source of this 638-nucleotide messenger RNA. RefSeq names its product probable ubiquitin carboxyl-terminal hydrolase MINDY-4. Gene Ontology annotation, biological process: protein K48-linked deubiquitination. Gene Ontology annotation, molecular function: cysteine-type deubiquitinase activity; K48-linked deubiquitinase activity. The transcript is spliced from 5 exons. The annotation marks the transcript as partial. NCBI's taxonomy places the organism in Eukaryota, Metazoa, Chordata, Lepidosauria, Squamata, Sphaerodactylidae. The record is from RefSeq and is a predicted model, not a curated record.
AUGGCGCAGGCCGGAAAGAACAAAGCCCCUGCCGCCAAGAAAUCGCGCCUAGAGCCCUCCCGGGCUAUGCCAAGGCGCAGGAGCACCAGCGUCCCAGUCCGGGCCGCGGAAGGUGUAGCUCCGCACUCCCCCCCACGCUCCCAAUUUUUAAGUGUUAGCCACGCCAGCGGCGGUGGCGCGGGGGAGCGUCGCGGGACCCAGGAGCGAGCGGAUGAUCAAACGGCCUCCCGGCAGUCUCCUCAUAGAUCUUCGCGACUCAGAAAGACUCUGGCGUCCAUUUCCAGUCAAGGCAGCUGCGGGGAGGAGGCUUUGGAGCUAGUUGACGUCGAGGACGAAGUACCUGCUGUGGAGGUUUCCAAGAUCUCUGAUCCAUCCGCGAUGGUUGUGCUCCAACUGAAGUCAAAACCUAUUGACUUUUGUCUAGCCAGAGACCUGAAAAUCUUAUUGUUCGGCUCCAGCCUCGGCUGCUUCAGCGAGGAGUGGAAAAUUCAGAGCUUCGUUUUCAGCGAUGUGCCGGAGCUCAAGUAUGGCAUCGUGCAAAGAAAGGGGGGACCGUGCGGGGUCCUGGCCGCCGUCCAAGGCUGUGUCCUGCGACAUCUUAUCUUCGGAGACAGCGGCGGGAACAGCGGCGACGCUUG